AUGAAUCCAUUUCAAAUGGAAUCGCCAACGCUUGCGUCUCAGAUUGUCAUGAAUUCUACAAAGGCGGCUACCUGUAAGUAUGGUUAUAGGCCUUACAUCGAUAAUGAGACCAAUGCGUUAAAUCCGUGUUUUUUGGCACUCGUCAUCGUCAUGUUAAACCUUCAUUUAAUCCCCCUUGGAUUAUUUCAGUUAUGGAAAUUGUCAAAAACUGACAAAGUUCCACCCAAUUUCAAAUAUCAAUCUUGGAGGUCAGUUCCUUCACAAUUUUUGGUACAUUUGAGUAAUGUGGGUUUACAAGUGGUCUUAACUGUGAUCCAAUUAUCGAUUGUUUAUUCUGCCAGUGCUCAAUACACAUCUGUUUUGAAAUACGCCCUUUGGUUAAAUUUCGGAUACCUGGUUUUCGUCUCUUUGCCAACCCAAUAUUUGCAAUUUUGUAAAAGUUAUUGUGCCGUCAGCAAUCAACUUCUCUAUUUUGCCUUCCAAUGUAUCAUUUUAGCCUUCCAAGUUUGUCAAAGAGCAGGACAUCUUUCUAAUGAAAAUUACAACCUAGUCCGUGGUCGUGGUGGUACAAUUUCAGAGUUGGCACUUUUAAUCAAUGGUCUAGCUAUCUUGGUUUAUGAUUCGUGCUUCUACGAACCCGCUAAGGAAUUGCAAGAUUACUAUGAAGAGGAGAAAUUGUACCCAACUCCAAACUUUUUUUCGAAAUUAACUUACACAUGGAUGAAUCCUCUAAUUUCUGAAACUUACCAACACGGUAAACUAAGAGAUGUGAACAAUUUACCCAUCCCGCCAAUUAAUUUGAAUGUGGAGGACUUAGCUGAAAGAUUAAGAUCUAAUUGGGAAAAGGAGACGUGGUCCGGUAGAAAUUCUCUAUUUAGAGCAUUAAUCAAGGUUUUUGGUAAACCGUUGAUCACUGGUAUCGUUUUAGAAACUAUUAGAGAGGUACUAGAUGCCAUUAAACCACAGUUCCUCAUGCUGUUCAUCAUGUGUUUCAAUUUCGAUGCUAAUUCACCCUACCCUCCAUUGCAUGGUGUCUUUAUUGCCGUAUCCCUUUUCGUUCUAACGGUGCUUUCCACCUUCUUGCAAAAUCAAUACUUCAUCUACAUGUUUGAAGCUGGUUUGGGUAUGAAAGGUGCAUUAAUCUCGCUGAUUUACCAGAAAUCCUUGCGUAUUACAUUGGCGGCUCGUGACAAAAAUUCUACUGGUGACAUCUUGAAUUUGGCCUCGGUCGAUACUCCACGGAUUCAAAUGUUCUUCGAAGAUUGCCAAGUGAUGUUUAGUGCACCUCUAACCAUUAUUGUUGUAUUGUCAUCCCUUUACUUUCUGUUGGGUGCUGCUGCCGUCGCUGGAUUGGUGACUCUAACUAUCAUGCUUCCUAUUAAUUCGUACCUCUCUAGAAGAGUGGAAUCUUUGUACAAAGUUCAAAUGAAAUAUAAGGACGCUAGAAUUAGAGCUACUACCGAAAUAUUAAACUCUAUGAAAUCCAUCAAGUUGUACGCUUGGGAAAAACCCAUGUUACAAAGAUUGAAUCAUGUUAGAAAUGAUUUAGAGAUUAAAAAUUUCGCCAAAAUGGGUGUUGUGGAAACUUUGAUUACAUUUGCGUGGAACUGUGUCCCUCUAAUGGUCAGUUGUUCAACAUUCCUGUUGUUUUCUCUAAUCAGUUCAUCACCUUUAUCACCAGAAAUCGUUUUCCCGGCCCUUUCUUUAUUCGAGAUUUUGAAUGAUGCUAUUUAUUCAGUGCCCAAUGCCAUCACCGAUAUCAUUGAAACUAAAGUAUCGAUGGGCAGAGUUAGAACAUUUUUACAAACUGAGAAUUUGGACGAUUCAUUCAUUCAUGAAUUGAAGGAUGAGGUUGAUGGACCCAAGCCAACAAUUGAAGUGAAUAACGCUACUUUCCUAUGGCAAUCUGAAAAAACCUUGAAGAGUAACGAUGAGGAAGCUAAUGUGGGGAGCUCUCAAGUGGCAUUAGAAAAUAUCGAUCACUUCGAAGCUAAGAAGGGAGCGCUUACAUGUGUUGUCGGUAGAGUAGGAUCCGGUAAGUCAACUCUUUUGAGAGCGAUCUUAGGUCAGCUCCCAUGUAGAAGUGGACCCAAGGAAUUUAUUUCUCCUGAAAUUUUGGUGAGAGCUAGAUCAGUGGCCUACUGUCCUCAAGCACCAUGGGUUAUGAACGCUAGUAUCAAAGAUAACAUUUUAUUCGGACACAGAUAUGAUGAGACCUACUACAAUUUGACAAUCAAGGCAUGUCAGUUGAUCCCUGAUUUGAAAAUAUUAUCCGAAGGUGAUGAAACUCUGGUCGGUGAAAAAGGUAUUUCUUUGUCGGGUGGUCAAAAGGCGCGCUUGUCUCUUGCUAGGGCUGUUUAUUCCAGGGCUGAUUUAUAUCUGAUGGACGAUAUUCUGUCGGCGGUAGAUGCUGAGGUCAGUAAAAACAUUAUUGAUAAGGUUUUGGGUGAGGAAAAUGGUUUGUUGAAGCAUAAGACAAUUAUUUUGACAACCAAUGCAGUUUCUGUGCUCAAACAUUCUAACAUGAUUUACGCUCUUCAGGGUGGCCGUAUUGUUGAAGAAGGUACUUAUGAACAGGCUGUCUCAAGAGGAGAUGAUUCUGUCCUUCAAAAAUUGAUCAAGGAAUUUGAUACUUUUGCAGAGAACCCAAGCGAUAAGAAGAAAGAUGAGGAAAAUGAUUCGCAUAGUAUCAGCGAAGAUUUUGAAGAACCUUCCAAAAUACAAGCGUCUCAAAGUUCUGCAGAUUCUAUUGUAUCUCUUCAAGCGGCUGGAACAGUUGACGCAGAUGAGUUGCUGGACAUUAAUUCAAGAAGAGCUUCCAUUGCAACAUUUAGAGCUAAACCAAGCAUGGAAAUCAAUGAAUUACAAAAACCUAAGGAGAAAAACGAAGAAAAAUCAGAGCAAGGACGUGUUAAAAAAGAGGUAUAUCUUUUCUAUAUUAAAGCCUGUGGUUUGUUCGGUGUGAUUUUGUUCUUCCUUAUCAUGUUACUUGGUAGAGUAUUUGAAGUAUCAGAAAAUUUCUGGUUAAAGUAUUGGUCGGAAUCGAAUCAAAAGAAUGGCAGCAAUAAGGAUCUAUGGAAAUUUGUUGGUAUCUACGCGUUGCUUGGUAUCUCCUCGGCGGCUUUCGACAAUAUAAGAGCUGUCAUCAUUCUGUUGUACUCUUCUAUCAGAGGAUCCAAAGUCUUACAUAAUAAGAUGGCAGUAUCCGUGUUGAAGAGUCCUAUGGGAUUUUUUGAAAGUACACCUAUCGGCAGAAUCAUUAAUAGAUUCUCUUCUGAUAUGAGUACUGUAGACCGUAAUUUAAAAUACAAUUUUGCAUUCUUCUUCAAGUGUGUCUUAGAUUAUUUUGUUACGAUUCUUUUGAUUGGAUACAAUAUGCCAUGGUUCUUGGUUUUCAACGCUGGUUUGUUAGUGGUUUAUGUCUACUACCAGGUAUUUUAUGUGACUUUGAGCAGAGAAUUAAAGAGGUUGUCCAGUACUGCUUUCUCCCCAAUUAUGUCAUUGUUCAGUGAAACCCUUGGUGGACAUAUGGUUAUCACCGCUUUCAGACAUUCCGAAAGAUUUCACUUUUUAAAUUUCAACAAGACUCAAUUUCAAAUUGAUGCUCAAUUCAAUUUGAGAUCUACCAAUAGAUGGUUAUCUAUUCGUUUACAGAUCAUUGGUGGUGCAAUGGUACUAAUUACUGCAUUGUUAACACUUGCUACUAUCGGUACGAAAAAGCAGAUGACCGCUGGUCUGGUCGGAUUGUUGAUGAGUUAUGUUCUACAGGUUACCAAUUCUUUGAUGUGGAUCGUGAGAAUGACUACCAUGAUUGAAACCAAUAUUAUCUCUGUUGAAAGAAUAUAUGAAUAUUGUCAAUUACCAUCUGAAGCACCAGCCAUUAUUGAAUCAUCCAGACCUGAAAAAUCGUGGCCAUCUAUGGGUGAGAUCAUCUUCAAGGAUUAUUCUACCAAGUAUAGACCUGAAUUGGAUCCUGUUUUGAAAAAGAUUAAUUUGAGCAUCAAACCUAGGGAAAAAAUUGGUGUUGUUGGUAGAACCGGUGCUGGUAAAUCUUCACUUUCGUUAGCACUAUUCAGAUUGUUAGAAAGCACUGGAGGCUCUAUUGAAAUUGAUGGUGUUGAUAUUUCGAAGAUUGGUCUUUAUGACUUAAGAAGCCAUCUUUCAAUUAUUCCACAAGAUGCCCAAGCAUUUGAAGGUACCGUUCGUAGUAAUUUGGAUCCUUUCAAUCAAUAUUCUGUGCAGGAGAUUUGGAAAGCCGUUGAAUUGGCACAUUUGAAACCACAUAUUAUCAAGAUGAUGACGGACGAAGACCCAGAUAAAUCAUCACCUGAAGAUGAAAUUUCGGCGCUUGAUGUUAAGAUAAGCGAAAAUGGUAACAAUAUGUCGAUGGGUCAAAGACAAUUGUUAUGUCUGUCAAGAGCUUUACUAAGUAAGUCUAAGGUUUUAGUUCUUGAUGAAGCAACGGCCGCUGUUGAUAUGGAAACUGACCAAAUCAUUCAAGAAACCAUUAGAAAUGAAUUUCAAGAUAAGACGAUUUUAACAAUUGCACACAGAAUCGAUACCGUUCUCGAUAGUGAUAAAAUUUUGGUCCUUGAUAAAGGUGAAGUUAAAGAGUUUGAAUCUCCUGACACCCUUCUCAAAGAUGAAAAGUCUCUGUUUUACGGUCUCUGUCAAAAGGGCGGUUAUUUAGACAAAAAGAAUAACAGCAAAUGA
Zygosaccharomyces rouxii is the source of this 4713-nucleotide messenger RNA. RefSeq names its product ATP-binding cassette bilirubin transporter BPT1 (gene BPT1). The transcript has a single exon. Lineage: Eukaryota; Fungi; Ascomycota; Saccharomycetes; Saccharomycetales; Saccharomycetaceae. The record is from RefSeq and is a predicted model, not a curated record. The coding region runs from base 1 to 4713 and encodes 1570 amino acids. Gene Ontology annotation, biological process: transmembrane transport. Gene Ontology annotation, molecular function: ABC-type transporter activity; bilirubin transmembrane transporter activity; ATP hydrolysis activity. Gene Ontology annotation, cellular component: membrane.